Messenger RNA from Moneuplotes crassus, 6802 nucleotides. The record is from the annotation of a GenBank genome assembly. Lineage: Eukaryota; Ciliophora; Spirotrichea; Euplotida; Euplotidae.
UUUAUAAGGUAAGUAAUAGUCUCGGUUUGUGGCUAAGCAGGCUGGAAUCUUUGAGGCGUUUAAUAAGAACAUAAUUUUAAGAAUCCAUUUGGUUGUAUAAAUGAGAAUAGUGAGAAUUAGUUAUACUGUAAAGAAAGGAAGUUAACGAGCCAACAUUCAAAUAUGCGAUUAUUGAAAAUGUUGGAUUAGGGAGCCAAGUCUAGAGCGACCUUUUGUAUUCUCAGGGUUAUGAUUUGUGCUAAAUAGGAUUUUGGAGGAUAGGUUUUAGUUGGGCAAGAUCUGGCUGAUUAGGAUUUUGAAGUAAACCAUAAUUUUAUUUCUUUCUUACUGAUACCACCCCUAUCUCCAAUCUCCCCGUCCAAAUCCCCACUUACCCUCCCACUAAACUCCUUCACCAGCCAGACUACUCUCUAUUCCCAGUUUCGUUCAAAUCUGAUCAUUGGACUAUUAGAUUAGACACCUCCGGUCAUCGCUUUUAUGUACAGGUUAAGUUAAGCCGACUUGGGAUAUAGAUGGGUGAUGAGAUAUGAGCUUGGCUUGGAGUCGAAAAGUUUGUAACUCUUCAAUUGAACUGUGGCUUAGUAAAUACUAGUAACUGGCCAAUAGAGCCUAAAAGUUAUAAAAAACUAACCCAAAUCGGGACUAUUCCUCUCUCCACCAACCACAUCAAAAACUCCACAUCCCAAAUAAUUUUUCAAAUUUAUGACAUAAGUGAGAUCAGAGGGCGAAGAAUUAAGCUGCUCUUAUUUUUGUUGGUUAUAAAAGGUCUGUAUGGAUGAGCAGAAAACUAUUAUGAAGUUGAUAGUGCAUGCAUGCCUUGUCAUAGCUCUUGUAAGAGCUGAACUCAAGGGGAUAGGUGUGAUACUUGUGAAGAAUUUAUGAUGUUAUAAAAGGGAGUGAAGAUUUAAGGUUUUUAUCAGGAUUAGGAAUAAAAGAACAUUACAGACAAACGUCCUCUAUAAAUACCACUAGUCUACUCUGCACUCAUUGUGAAGAUGACCAAUAUUAUGACGAAACACUCCAUAUUUGCAGAAGCUGAGAAGGAGCAUGCUCAGGGAAGUGAAAAUUCAGAACUCAAUGUAUUACUUGAGAUCCUGGUAAAACCUUGGACCUUGAUACUCUGACAUGUGUGGAUGAUUGUAACUCCUCUCAGAUCAAACUUGAAGGUUUUCACUUGUCAGUAAAGAGUGCAUGAAGAACCCCUGAUUAUUACAUUGACCCAUUUAGUCAAGAGAUUUUAGAAUUAGGAACUCUUCAGUAUCCUUAUAGGACUAUGAAAUCAGCUAGUUCUGAGAUACUUACAUUUUUAUCCCACAAACAAGUGAAUGUUACUAUCAAUGUAAAGGAUGUCUACAUUGAGGAUAGAUCUCUGUUUAUUAUGAACAUUACAGAGAUCACAUUCCAAAGCCAUCCUGAAUUACUUGAAAAGAGGAAGGCUGUUAUAAUUCCAACUCAACUGCCUCAGAUUGGAAUCAGUCAGAAAGCUAGAUUUCAUCUCUUACAGUCUGUUCAGAUGCCGGUCCUUGAAGUGUUAGGUGCAGGAGCUUUUUCUUACAAAGAGCAGAUUCAAAUAGGAUCAAGGAUCAGUAACAUGGUUGCUAGGUCAGCCAUUAAAUUUGAGAGUGUUGACUUCUACAGAGAAGAAAUAGAUUACAAUAAAGAUAUUUUGUUCAUGCUGGGAGUAUACCUUCAAGACAAAACGGCUACUUUUUCCAAUAUGAUGAUUAAUGUCACCGGGACUUUUUGGACGACUCAAGAUCCAUUCAACUUAUACAUCAGAAACAUAGUUUUUGAUACUUACAGCCUUAGAAACAUACUUGGAUUUAGCAUAGAAUGUAAUUAUCCAGAAGCAUACAAGAGCCCAACUAUAGAUAUUGAUGGUCUCAGAUUUAUCACUUCAAGAGACAGAACUACUGGAAGUAAUCCAAAUGGUAUUGCAACAAAUCAUGCAGGGAGCAUUACCAUCAAGAAUCUAGAUGUAGAAGAUUAUUAUUCUACUUUAAGCAGUAUUUCAGCAUCAUUCUUUUAUACUGUUCAAGCGACCUGAACUCCUGAUGAUGGUCUAAUCCAAACUGGGACCUUUGAAAAUUUCAGUAUCUCUGUUAAAAAUGACAGAGGAGAUAAAAUCAAUCCUAUUGCAUUAGAUAUCAGUAAUAUCCACUACAGAUCUAUAGUGAGCACAUUUGAGAAUAUUGAAUUCUUCGGGUACCAAAGAACAAUGUUCACUCCAGCUCUAUUUACUGGGACACCCCUCGAUAUUUUGAAUAUUAAUAGCCUCAGCAUGAAAGACAGUUUCUUCUUUUCUGAUGCAAUAAAGAUCAGCUUUUUCCAAAAAGUAACGUUUGGAAGCUUGGCUUCUCAAUCAACUGUAUUUGAGAAUAUUGGGGCCUUCACUGAUUAUUUCCUUGUUCUAUUCUAUGUGGGCCAAGUAGAAAUCAGUAACUUCAAAUUUCAAAAUGUGACUGGCCCAUUUAGCAGAAGUUUAUCUUUCAUUUAUCUGAACAACAUGCACUCUACACCAACGAAGAUAGAGAAUAUUCAAGUCUCAUACUACAACUUUUGGAAUGGAGGACUCAUCAGCGUUAUAUCCAGCUUAGAAAGAAUCGAAAUUCAGAAUAUUACUAUUUCUGACAGUAAUACAAACUCAAAAAUUCCAAUAAUUGAAGCAACCUCUCUCAAAAGCUUCUUUGUCAGUGAUUUUCAUAUCAAAAAUGUGAAUGUCAAUGACCAAAAUGAUGAAGACUCUACUAUUCUCAGAGUUAAUGCUAUUGACUUACAAACUACUCUGAAUUCUACUCUUGAGAAUAUUAACUUUAUUAACUCUCAACUAUCUCUCAUCCAAUUUGGAUCUUUAGUCAACAGCAAUAGUGAUCCUAUACAACUUGAGAUGAAAAAUAUAUCAGUUAUAGAUUCAACAUUUCCAAGCUCUCGAUCAAUAAUCUCAACCAAAAACCUUGAAAAUGAUGCUGAUUUCCUACUCAAAAUAAGUGGAUUCCAUUCAUCUAAUGUAACUUUCAAGAAUAAUGGAAACCUAUUGUUAUUCAGUCAUGGGCUUCACAACCCAGUUGUGAUUGAAGAUUCGAUAUUUUCCACCCUUUAUUCAGCAGCUAUUUCUGCAUCAAGCUCAGGGUUGGCAGGAACUCUAACAAAUGAAGUUACAUUCCAGAAUUGCACUUUUAAGGAUAUUCAAUCAUCAUCUCAGUCAUUGAUCAAGGUUUCUGAAAAAGCUAUUGCUAAUUUCGUUGGGAGCAGUUUUAGCUCUAUCUCAGUUUCUUUUGACAGAGCUGGUGUUAUUGAGACAAGCUCUAAUUCAAUCGCUAAAUUCUCAUAUUGCAACUUUACAGAUAACGCUGCAGUGACCUCAACUCUGUUUACAAUAUCAUCUGGAGCUUAUCUCGAAUGAAACUCUUGAUUGAUUACGAACAACUUUGGGGUCACCAACGGAGUUGUUUCAGUCUCAAGCAAUGGGUAUUUCAAGUUCUAUGGCUCAGAUAUUUUUGGAAACAUUGCUAUCCAAACACCCAUUGGUCAGAUCUUUGAUGCUUCUCAGACCAGUAUUUUUGAUAAUUGCAAAAUACACAAUAACUCUAUCAUGACUUCUCAAGAGUUCGAAAGGGAAGCCACUGAGAGUUGAUCAAAAUUAUGAUUUGUAUCACCAAAUGUUUUGCAAAAUAUGUAUACUUAUAAUUUAUACAAUCUCCCUUCGCAAUUUUAUCUUCUAGAGAUUAUUUCUGGUUCGCUUGAAAUAUCUAACCAAACCCAGAUUUAUGAAGAAAGUGAAAUAUUGAACUUGUACAUGACUACUUGAGUAAUCGUGGAAUCUUUUAUCAGAAACAUUAAGUUCUUGAAAACUCCAUUUAAAGUUACAACAUCCACUUUGGAAUUGCAUGAUGUUUCUCUUUCAAAUGUUUUGGAUAUAUCAAGCAGAGAGAUUUUCUUAGUUAACGACGAAAGUAAAUUUAUUAUAACAAACACGACAUAUGAGGAUUCAAAUUCAAUGCUUGUUAAUUCUUUAUCAGGUGAAAUUCAAAUUGUCAAUUUCAAAGCUAGGAAUAUUUCAAAUUUUCCCACUUUUGCUAAGGUUUAUUCAUUGAAGAGUGUACUGAUGAAAAAUUUGACAUUUGACACUCUAAUUGCAAUGUCAGAAGAAGUUAUUAAAAUUGAAGAAUCAAAUAAUAUAUCAAUAGAUAGUUUUACAACUGUAGGCCUAAACGCUACCGUCAUCUCGAUAAUGAACUCUGUGAUCGAAUCAAUCAACAAUAUUAAAAUUUCAGAUAGUUUAAAAGCUAUAAGCGUUGUAGACUCUCAUAUCAAAAAGUUUGAAAACUCAAGCUUCACAAACAAUGGAAUCCAAGAUAAUUUUAUAUCUGGAGGAGCAAUCUCAAUGUUCAAUAGUGACUUAACUGUAAGAAACACCACAUUUUCUAAUAACACGGCAGAUAAAGCAGGAGCGAUUGCUUUCGAAUGAGACUCAACCGAUAGAUGCAUCCUUGUUUUAGAGAACACAACUUUCAGCAAUAAUAGUGCAUCUGUGCAAGGUGGAGCUAUCCACUACAGCCUGAAACGCCCAGAUAUUGUGGAUUCAGUAUUCACUGGAAACUCAGCCAGAUAUGGAGAUGAUCUUGCUAGUUAUCCAGUAAAAGUCAGAAUUAAAGAGCAACCCUUUUCUUUUAUGAAGUUUACAAAUAUCGGAUCAGGAGUUUCUUUAUCUCAGCCAAUUGAGUUAGCUUUAUUUGAUUUUGAUAAUCAGAUUAUCAGUUUAAAUAAUGAAGACCAGCUUGGAAUUUUUCCCCUUAUCAACCCUAAUGAUAAAAACCAUACAAAUACUAUAAGAGGAGUUAGCACUGUAAACUUCAAUGCUGGGAUAGCUAUCGUGGAUGAAAUUAUUUUUAUUGAUCAGCCAGGAUCAAAGAAUGUAAUUUUUAAAGCUUUAACUACUGCAAUUGAUCAAGCUAAAGCAUCGCUAGCAUUUCCAGAUCAAGAUUUCAAUAAUGAUAUUACUGUCGACUUCAGAUUUUGCCAACCUGGAGAAGAAGUUACUGACCAAAGGACCUGUAGGGAGUGUGAUGCUGGCACUUACUCUCUUAAAUGGAAUUCUACUGAGUGCACCAAAUGCAUGGACAAUGCUUUGUGCUUAGGAAGCAACCAAAUUAGUGUUAAUCCAGGAUUCUGGAGAUCAUCUCAGACAUCUGAAUUUAUCACAGAAUGACUGGUCGAAGAGUCGUGAGAAGGAGGAUUCACAAACUCUACUUUGAACCCAGUAAAUUGAGCUGAAGGAUAUCAGGGAGAACUAUGUUCUCACUGAUUAGUUAAUGAGAUGGUAAAAUACAGAAAAGUAAGCAAUGUAAAAUGUGAUAAAUGUCCAGCUAUGAUCACAAAUACAAUCUUAGUUGCGGGACUAGCUUUGCUUACAUUUAUAUUCAUGAUGGCUCUCAUAAUUAUUAACAUUAGAAAAACAAAGGAAAGUCAGUUAUCAAUUCUGCUAAGAAUUAUGACGAAUUAUUUUCAGCUAAUUUUCACCUCUCUAUCGUUGACUACUAACUAUCCCACUUCGCUAAUGUCUUUCUUCGAGAUUCCAAAAAUGUUUGGAGAUGCUUCAGAUACUUUCUUAUCUGUAGACUGAUUCAUUAGAGAUUAUGACAUCGAAUACCCUUUUGGAUCAAAUGCUAUUUUCAAACUCUUCUUGUUGAUAUUGCUUCCUCUUAUUUUAUUUUCAUUGGUUGCUCUUAUUUGGAUUGCAGUACACUUUGUGAAAAGAAAGUAUGUCAAAGAUCUUAAACGAAAUUUGGUGAUAUCCUUUAUCAGUGUAUUGUUCUUGCUUCAUCCUAAGCUGACUGAACAAAGUCUGGGCUUAUUCAGAUGUAUUGAUGUUAAUGUCGAUGAUAGUAGGGUUCGAAUGGACAUUAGCAUCAAAUGCUACUCCAGUGAACACAUCAAAUGGCUACUGUUAAUAUCAUUACCAUGCAUUAUUGUGUGGGUUGUGUCUCUUCCUUUGGCUGCUCUAGUAGUACUUUUCUACAACUUUAAGAAACAAGAAGAUAAUAAAUUUAAACAAUAUUUCUUGAUUCUGUACCAAGGCCUCAAGAAAGAUAAAUUUUAUUGGGAAUUCGUCAACACUGCAAGAAAGAUCUUAAUUUUGAUGAUUUUUCCAUUGCCAACAGAAAUGAAAAUGCUGAUUGCAAUUCUACUAUUAGCUGUAUUAGCUAGAAUACAGAUUACUCUCCAGCCAUAUAAAAACACUGAGAACAAUAAAAUUGAAAUCCUUGCUACAAGUGCAGGAAUUAUUACAAUUUUCAGCGGAUUGUUGUACUCUCAACCAGAUGAGAUGAAAGUAUUAAACACUGUAUCUCUGAUCUUCUGAUGCUUCAUUAACAUCUACUUUAUCUUAUGAUGGUUCUUAUUGCUUUCUCAAUCAUUCCAAAAUUCAUCUCAAUUAUUCCAAAUUCUGUCUCGCUUAUUAAGUUUCAGUCUCUGAAAAUGGAGAACAAGCAAUAAAGAGAUAUGUGAAAAGCAUUCUGCUAAACCUGAGAAUCAACAAAAGAAAUCAAAAAUGGAGGUUUAUAAGAAAAGAAUUCACUUUAACUCAAAGAAAGGUAGAAAAGGCAACAAACAAAAAAGCAGAGCCCUGUUUACAAAGAGGAAAAGACAAAGAGAUUUCGAAAAUAUCAAAGAGAAUACUACAAGUGCCAGAAUAAUGCCUAGAAAUCCCUCUAUUCCAAACAAACCUCCAAACUUAGACCUCCAAAAAAUCUCCUCAAAUGACCUAAAAAUGCUUUAAAUACCCAUUAUUAACAUCUCAUCC